AUGAUAUGGCAGAUGGAAAGGGAAUUUUAGUAAAUGCUGAAGGAAGUGUCUAUAAUGGAGAAUGGUUAGAAGAUAAAGCUAGCGGUUUUGGAAAGUACCAUAGCCAUGAUGGAUUAUACUAUGAAGGACAAUGGUUAGAGGACAAAUAGCAUGGUAUUGGAAAAGAGAUCAAUUCAAGAAGUUCUUAGAUAAAUUAAAUUGUUAGAUGAAUGCUAUGAGGGUGAAUUUUUUAGAGGUGUUAAAUAAGGAGCAGGAAAAUUGACUUUAAAUGCUGAAGAAUUUUAUGAAGGUGAAUUUUAAAAUGGGAUGAUGCAUGGAAAAGGUAAAAAAUUGAAAUAGUAAUAUAGCUUAGGAACUUAUACUUGGAAAAACAAAAAAACUUACACGGGAGAAUGGAAAGAAGGGUAAAUGGAUGGAUUUGGAAUAAUGAAAUGGGAAGAUGGAAGAUAUUAUGAAGGUAAUUUUUAGAAAGGAAAAUAUCAUGGGGAAGGUACAUUUGUUUGGAAAGGGAAAAAGUAUGUAGGUGCAUGGAUUAAUGGUUAUUAAGAAGGGGAAGGAACUUAUUAUGAUAAAUAAGGUUAGAGUAGAGUGGGAAUUUGGAAGAAUGGAAAGAGAGUAGAAUGGGUUGAUGAUAUAAGUAGUAGCAAUAGCAUUGAAUAAACAAUUUGA
Molecule: messenger RNA, 669 nt
Organism: Paramecium primaurelia
Lineage: Eukaryota; Ciliophora; Oligohymenophorea; Peniculida; Parameciidae
Source: the annotation of a GenBank genome assembly